Molecule: messenger RNA, 700 nt
Organism: Pygoscelis adeliae (Adelie penguin)
Lineage: Eukaryota; Metazoa; Chordata; Aves; Sphenisciformes; Spheniscidae
Gene: GTF2A2
Product: general transcription factor IIA, 2, 12kDa
Exons: 5
Coding region: 85-414 (109 amino acids)
Biological process (GO): RNA polymerase II preinitiation complex assembly; transcription initiation at RNA polymerase II promoter
Cellular component (GO): transcription factor TFIIA complex
Molecular function (GO): TBP-class protein binding; RNA polymerase II general transcription initiation factor activity
Source: RefSeq, a predicted model, not a curated record
UGGGCGCUCGUAGUUGUCGAGCGAGGACGUAACAGGCGCCCAGAGCCCGAGGAAGGUGUCCGGCCCAUCUCAUCUCGGUAAACCAUGGCGUAUCAGCUGUACAGAAAUACCACGCUGGGGAACAGUCUUCAGGAGAGUCUGGAUGAGCUCAUACAGUCACAGCAAAUCACGCCUCAGCUGGCCCUUCAGGUGCUACUUCAGUUUGAUAAAGCUAUAAAUUCGGCACUGGCACAACGAGUCAGGAACAGAGUCAAUUUCAGGGGGUCUCUGAAUACAUACAGGUUCUGUGACAACGUAUGGACAUUUGUACUGAAUGAUGUUGAAUUUAGGGAGGUCACUGAACUUGUGAAAGUGGAUAAAGUGAAAAUUGUAGCAUGUGAUGGAAAAAACACUGGUUCCAAUACUGCAGAAUGAAUAGAACUGUGGUCUGUCUGCAAUAUUUUCUGUUAAUAUGCAGCACUUUCUGGAGAGAAGCACGGAAAGGGACUGUGUUCGUACUUUAUUCUUGUGAUGCAGAUGUGAGUUAAUCCAUACUAGAAAGCGUCACAGAAUGACAGCGGAAGAAAUAACCUGUAGCAUUUCUUCAGUUCACCUUAUAGGGCAUGAAUACAAUGUUACUUUUUUUUUUUUAAAUUACAACAGAUACUGUUGCCUUUUUUGUUCCAAAUAAUUUCUGUAAUAAACUCUUAUUUAAAAACUU